AUGGACCAAAAUUUACCAAAUCUGCAAGUUCAGGACAGGAAAAGGUAUAAAAGAUGGUCUCCAACUAAAGAACAGGUGGCCUUAUUAAAGGCAUUAUUCGUGCACGGGAUAAGAAACCCGAAUAGAGAACAAGCAAACAAAAUUGCAGAAAAACUUAGGGUUUAUGGGGAGGUCAGGGAAUUUAGUGUCCAACACUGGUUUCAGAACUAUGGAUACCGCUACAGACAGAAACGCCGGAAGCGCAGCACAACUACCAUAUCCUACUCCCCUAUACCCCUUCUUUUGGAUGAUUUAUUAAGGACAUUGCCGCCAGUGCCAGAUCGAGUGACACUCGAUCUCUUUCCAAUCCCACAUGUUCCAGACAAAGCUGAGGUCCCUCCCGUCCUUCGGUACCAGGAGAAGCCUCCUUCUGUCGAACUCACCUUGCAACUGCCCUCGGCCGACGAAUAG
This is a messenger RNA of Vigna angularis (adzuki bean), 450 nucleotides long. RefSeq names its product WUSCHEL-related homeobox 5-like. The record is from RefSeq and is a predicted model, not a curated record. NCBI's taxonomy places the organism in Eukaryota, Viridiplantae, Streptophyta, Magnoliopsida, Fabales, Fabaceae. Gene Ontology annotation, molecular function: DNA-binding transcription factor activity; DNA binding. The transcript is spliced from 2 exons. Bases 1 to 450 code for a protein of 149 amino acids. Gene Ontology annotation, biological process: plant organ development.